Molecule: messenger RNA, 2684 nt
Organism: Dreissena polymorpha
Lineage: Eukaryota; Metazoa; Mollusca; Bivalvia; Myida; Dreissenidae
Product: T-complex protein 1 subunit alpha-like
Exons: 12
Coding region: 58-1725 (555 amino acids)
Biological process (GO): protein folding
Cellular component (GO): chaperonin-containing T-complex
Molecular function (GO): ATP hydrolysis activity; ATP-dependent protein folding chaperone; ATP binding
Source: RefSeq, a predicted model, not a curated record
UGCUCAGAAACGGAAGUUGGUCUGAAUGUCAAUCGAAUCGGCCAUUCAUGUACAAACAUGGCGGACACCAGCUCGUUGCUUACUGUCGGUGGCGACCGUACAACCGGUCAAACCGUGCGAACACAGAACGUUAUGGCUGCAGCAACAAUUGCCAACAUAGUAAAAAGCAGUUUAGGUCCUGAGGGCUUGGACAAGAUGCUGGUGGAUGAUGUUGGGGAUGUUACAAUCACCAAUGAUGGGGCAACCAUUUUGAAGUUGCUUGAAGUGGAACACCCUGCAGCCAAGGUUCUGGUAGAGCUGGCAGAAUUACAAGACCAGGAAGUGGGAGAUGGCACAACAUCAGUGGUCAUCAUUGCUGCAGAGUUGUUGAAAAAUGCAGAUGAACUUGUCAAGCAGAAAAUCCAUCCAACGUCAAUCAUCAGUGGCUACAGACUGGCAUGCAAGGAGGCGUGUCGCUACAUCCAGGAGCACCUGGUGUGUAACGUGGAUGAUCUUGGCAAGGAGUGCAUCAUCAACGCUGCCAAGACCAGCAUGUCCAGUAAGAUCAUUGGACCACAGUCUGACUUUUUCUCCAACAUGGUGGUUGAGGCAGCCAUGGCAAUACGGACGUCAGACGGCAAGGGAGGUCACCGGUACCCCAUCAAGGCAGUCAACAUCCUGAAGGCUCAUGGGAAAAGUUCUGCUGAGAGUGUCCUGGUUCAUGGAUACGCCUUGAACUGUACCGUGGCUUCACAAGCUCUUCCAAAGAAGAUUCUUGGAGCAAAGAUUGCGUGUCUGGACUUCAGCCUGCAGAAGACCAAGAUGAAAAUGGGUGUACAGAUUCUCAUUGAGGACCCGGAUCAGCUCGACAAAGUCAGACAGAGGGAGUCUGAUAUAACAAAAGAGAGAAUUGAGAAGAUAAUGGCGGCUGGUGCCAACGUUGUCCUGACGACCGGUGGUAUCGAUGACCUCUGCCUCAAGUACUUUGUUGAAGCGGGUGCCAUGGCAGUGCGAAGAUGCAAGAAGGUGGACCUGAAAAGAAUUGCAAAGGCGACCGGAGCCGUUUUUAUCACCACCCUGGCCAACUUGGAGGGAGAGGAGACAUUUGAGCCAUCCUUCCUGGGACAAGCAGAUGAGGUCGUACAGGAACGUAUAUGUGACGAUGAGCUCAUACUCAUUAAGGGCACAAAGGCACGUACAGCCGCCAGUAUUAUCCUAAGAGGAGCAAAUGACUUCUACUGUGAUGAGAUGGAGCGGUCCGUACACGACUCCUUGUGUGUUGUGAAACGCGUGCUGGAGUCCAAGACUGUGGUGCCUGGAGGGGGCGCUGUGGAGGCCGCACUGUCCAUAUACCUCGAGAAUUAUGCCACAUCACUGGGCUCUCGUGAGCAGCUCGCCAUUGCAGAGUUUGCCCGCUCCCUGCUGGUGAUUCCCAAACAGUUGGCCGUGAAUGCAGCCCAGGACUCUACCGACCUCGUGGCUAAACUACGGGCCUACCACAACAUGUCUCAGGUCAAACCAGACCAAAGGGAUCUACGAUGGGUUGGCCUAGACCUUACCAAGGGCGUUGUCAGGGACAACAAGAAGGCGGGCGUGCUUGAGCCAGCCAUCUCCAAGAUCAAAUCCCUUAAGUUCGCCACAGAGGCGGCCAUUACCAUCCUUAGGAUCGACGACAUGAUCAAACUGGCCCCUGAACAGAGGGGUGGGAACAGCUACGAGCAGGCAUAUAGAUCUGGACAGUUGUAGAUGUUUUAGGUCAGCACUGUUGGAGAUGAAAAGUGUUCUUUUAAAUAUUGAAAAACUAGGCCUAGUAUCAGGAACAUACUCAAGGUAAUAUUGUUGACUGAACUUUAAGGGUUUUUUCUCAAUUUUGGAGAGGAGUUUAAUCAUCAUUCUUGAUUUGGUGAUCACAAAAAGCUUGGAGUGUUCAUGAUACUGGGCCUUGGUAGGCAAGUAAGUGUUGAGUGUGAUACUUAUGUUCCGUAAUUCUGCAUCAUAUGCUUUGAUAAUUGUUUCAUGUGCAACUCUCGUUCUAUGGAUUUGUUCUGUUCUAUUCCUUUCCGCUUGGGCAGGAAUAGAUUUUAGAAAAAUAAAAAAAUUAUUAAAACUGGAAUAUAAAUAAGAUGUGAAGUGCUCCUUCUGUUAAUGAUUAAAAUGUACUUCUAUGUGCUUGAAUUUUUUGUGUUGGCAUAAUAAAAUGUUGUUGGCUAUGCGAUUAAACAGGUUAAAGUAUGUGCAAACUUCCUAAAGCCAGUAUAAAGAAUGGUGAUGUUGUUAAUCUUAUAUGCAUUCUGCAUAAGAAGUCAUAAGUAUGUUAACAGCUAUGGGUUGAAUUUAUUAAGAGAAAUAUUUUCAACAAUCAAACUUUGUUGUUUGAAAGUUAAUGUGUAUUUAAUAUUUACUUAACUAUUUUCACUGCUAACAAUAUAAAACAAGGUAUUCAACUUCUAAAAGGAUUUAGUUGAUCAUAUUAUGAGAAUGGUCACUUUUGUAAUAAUUUUGUCUUUGAACUCCUUCACAGUAAUAGAAUCAGGCCAUUCAUAAUACAGCUGGUUCACUGUUUUUGUUUUACAACAUAUUUGUGCUAGAUGACAGUUAUGAUCAAACGUUUUCAGAUGUUUUAUUUAUUAUUUCAAAAACUCGUCCACCAUUUUAUGUGAUGCUUCCGUUUUUUGUAUGAACUAAUAAAUUUAUAUGGAAAUCUC